This is a messenger RNA of Lepisosteus oculatus (spotted gar), 2113 nucleotides long. Lineage: Eukaryota; Metazoa; Chordata; Actinopteri; Semionotiformes; Lepisosteidae. The record is from RefSeq and is a predicted model, not a curated record.
UAAUGAGAUGAAUCCUUUCUUUCUAGAAGAUUUAACUUGAUCGCUUCUUUGGUUACUUCAUGUGAUUGCUCUAGUGAUCAUAUUGUACUUACCUGCAAAUCCUUACAGCAAUAACUAGGGUGCACUGGCUGAAAAUGUCACUGCAAUUGAAAAGCACUUACUGUUUUUUUUUCCUCUACUUUAUAAGGAAGAUGCUAAAAGGAAGUUUUUUUUCCCUAAUAAUGUGUGUACAUUGUUACUGCUGAAGUCUUGGAUGCAGAAUGCAGCUGGAUCGUAACUGCUUGAAGUCCACAGUGUGGCAAACUACUUUUCUAGAUUUUCAACACCAUCAAUGAUUUACAGACUCUUGGGAAAAGAAGUGUAUGAUGGGAAGGGAGAACCAACAGUCCAAGCAGAUGUUGUUUGCAUCACAAAAAAUGAGGAAAAGAUAGUAUCCUCAGCUGUGAUAUCCAGUCCUGAUGCAGUCCAAGAUUAUAGUGUGCAAGAUGCCAGUGUUUUUGAUGAUGACGCCAAAAGGAAAGAUUCAGUUCUGACUGCACUUCAAUGGAUCAAUGAGUCUCUAACUACAAUGUUAAAGGGGUAUGAACCUGCUGACCAAGCAGGAGUGGAUAAAUUACUAAGUGAUUUUUUUGCUGCACGCUCUCUGGAAGAGCAGGACAGAAAGAGCAGAGAAAAGGAGGAGCAACGGCUCUCUGAAUCUCUUCCUGAGGCCACCCCACCACCCAUGCCACCCACAGCUUCCAAAGACAAAAAGACCAGCGCCAAAGGGAAAAAGAACAACCACCAAGAGAAGCCCAUUCCUCCAGCUGAGCCACCAGAGCAGGUGCUACCUGGCAGUAUGGCCAUAGGAGCUGUGUCACUUGCUGUAGCCAAGGCUGCAGCACACUUUAAAGGCAUUCCCCUCUACCAGCACAUAGCAUCACUGAAACACAGCCAAGAGUGUCCCAAGGAAUUCCACAUUCCGUUGCCCAUGGUAACUUUACUUUCUUGUGGAAAAUCAUCACCUGGAAAACUGAACCUUAUGGAUGAAAUAAUUCUCAUCCCAAAACCUGGGCAAAGGUUUAAACAAAAUUUUAAAAUACUUCUUGAGCUUCGAAGCGAGAUGGGAAGAAUAAUGAAGUGUGCUUCAAAAACAGGGCCUGUGCCAAAUACAAUUUCAGAUUCCGGGGCACUAGUAGUCGGAUAUGAUCGUUUUGAACAGCCAUUAGACCUUAUUACAGAGACAGUAAGCAGCCUUGGGCUUACACUUGGGACUGACAUUCAUCUUGCAGUAAACUGUGCUGCACACAAGCUAAUGGACUAUCAAAAAGGCAAAUAUGAAGUGUCCAUAGGAACCUCCAAGUCUCCUGAUGAAAUGGUGGACAUGUAUGUUGAAUUAACAAGCAGAUACCCAGGAGUUAUUGCUCUGAUUGAUCCUUUGAGAAAAGAGGAUCGGGAACAGUGGGACAAGCUGUACACUACUAUUGGUCACAGAUGCUAUCUUCUUGCUGAAUUUGCAUUAAAACCCAUCUGUUCACAUCUAAAUGAGGAUAGCCUGGCCAUGGCUGGCAUUAAUGGUUUAGUCCUGAAACAGACCAAUCACACAACUGUCUGUGAUUUGAUUGAAGUCACCAAGCAAAUGGAAGGUAAAAGAUAUAUAACUGUCACUGGGACUACAGAUGGAGAACCUUGUGAUGAUGCUCUGUCAGAUCUUGCCGUUGGAUUGGGAGUUAGGUUUGUCAAAUUGGGAGGUCUGCGUCGUGGAGAGCGGGUGACUAAAUACAGCCGUCUCAUUUCUAUAGAGGAAGAAUUGGCUCAGCAGGGAAUACUGGGUUCAACAGAAGAACUUGAAUUCAAUUUACCUUGUGAAGAAACAAGAGACUGAAUAUCUACCCAUUCAUAAUAAGUUAAUUAUUCAACUUUUUUAAUUAGAAAGAAACAAUUUAUGCUAGAAUUUAUGUCAGGCAUGCAUUAUUUAAUUUGGAACAAUACUUUGCAGUAUGUACCAACAUAUUCUGCAUUUGCUGUCAUUAACUGUAUUAGUAAAACUGCCUUAUGUGCUUAGGUCACAGUAUAUUAGUACAGAUAUUGAUCAUUUGUUGUUUCCUUAACCUGAAUACAUCUUCUAACCUCA